Messenger RNA from Hymenoscyphus albidus, 1479 nucleotides. The record is from the annotation of a GenBank genome assembly. NCBI's taxonomy places the organism in Eukaryota, Fungi, Ascomycota, Leotiomycetes, Helotiales, Helotiaceae.
CAAAAUUCCAUUUCCACAUAUCAUUCAUUCUUGUAUUACGGGUGAGUAGUUAGAGACGAAAUGGUCAUUUUUCUAAUCAGAAAACCUCCAUUAUAUGUAAGAUUACUAUUUGGAAAGUCAGGCUGAAGCUGGGAGGGAGACUCGAGUACCAGCUGAUCGCCAAGCGAUUAGAUCUUUUAGAUAAGGGACAUCGAAAUCGCGUCUUCCGCAUCGUGAACCCUCUAAAACGAGACAACAAAACCCGAUCGAUUCAAAUCCCAUCACUACUACAUGACCACAUCAAUUAAUUACAAGACAUAAAUCUCAGCAUGUCUCAUUCAUCCGACUCCAACAGUGGUGAUCUGGUCGAUGGCCAACUUCUCGACGACGAAAUAACAUCUCUUCAAGCCCAAAGUAAACAACCCCACCACGUCCCAAUCCCUCAUACUAACAUGAAAAGUAUCAUCUCUCCAAGCGCAAAGAAAACUCCAAGCAAGCGCAAUUCUCUCCUCUCAAGCCACCAAAGCAACCCUCCUCCGUCUCCAAAAGUCGCAACAAAAGUCCAGUUCCCAGUCCCGAGAAUCAAGCUCCCAAUCCACUCCAUCCGACAUACCCAGCGAUACCAAUCCUCUACUCUCCGCAUCAAAAGACCAAUUAUUGCACAACCAGCAGAAUCUAUACCGAGCAUGUGGAUCCAUAACCGCCUUUCGAAUCCGUGAUCCAGACCCCAAUGCUGUCGACAAUGGAAAUGUCCUCGGUAUACGAAUCGACGUAUCAACCUCCGGGAAAUUCAUAACACCGUUCUACGUCAUAUUGAACAAACCAUUUCCAAACUCCCACUUAUUACGAGUCCAUAGACAUACACUACCACCAUACAUCCCACUCGCCGAACUAGCGCAAAGACAUCUACCCACCGGCAAAGGCGCCGUCGCAAUGAGCACCUCCAAAAAAACCGACGGCGCGAAGCGACAAGAUCUCAAGCGCUUCGUAAGGGCGCUACGGAAAGAAGUCGUAGCGUAUCAUAACCGCGUUACUGCCAUCAAGGGUCUGAGGAAAGAGUUCAAGCUCGAUGAGAAGGUGUCGGCGAAGGGGAAGGGCAGGGAAAAGAUUCUUGAGGAUAUUAGUGCUGCGGAUGCGGAGGCGAAACAAAUAAGUCUUCGAUGGGUUGAUGGGAAGGUUGGACGGAUCGUGGUGGAUGAUGGAGGACCUGUUGUGGGAUGUGUGAUUAUGGGGCCAGAAGGGAGGGAUAGGGAGACAGAACGCGCCGUUUUGAAAGGGAAAAUGGAGGAUAUUGGGGAGGGAUUAAGAGCGGGGAUUUAUUGAUUGAUGAAUUCUUGUGAUGCCGCGAAUUUGCAGAGUUUGACUGGAGUUCAUGUUUUGCUGGAUGUUAGGCGAUACCCUUGGGAUGAUUUGUUUUGCUUUGCUUUCUUGCACAUAUCGUGUGUUUCUUCACAGGUUGUAUUUAUGGUUUCUCUGAGAUGAUGGAAAAUAAUUGCCCCG